GCCAAACAGAUAAAAGUUCGAAAACAACAUACCAGAAAGAUAAUUUCAUUGGAUCCACUUAUAUAUAAAACACACCGCGACCGAACUAUUUCAGUAUUAAUACAAAAAUUGUGAGUUAAUUAAAAAAGUGAUUAAUCCUGAUUUCUUGAACAAUGUCUUUUGACCUUAAAGGAAAAAUCGCUUUGGUUACCGGGGGAGCAAAUGGAAUUGGGUUGGCCUAUGUUAAGGAACUAUUGAAGAAUGGAGUUAAGGGUGUUGCAAUCACUGAUAUAAGCCCCAACGGAAAUGACGUAGCAGCAGAACUGAACAAACAAUAUGGAGAUGGAACAGUGAUUUUCAUUACCACCAAUUCUAUUAACAAGGCGGAACUUGCCGUUGCUUUCGAAAAAGCGAUAGAGCACUUUAAAACUCUGGAUGUGGUAAUUAACAAUGCCGGAAUUAUGUUUGACAGCGAUUGGGAAAAAGAAGUAGCUUUGAAUUGUAAUGCCGUAGUCGAGGGCAGUCUUCUAGCAAUCAAAUAUAUGGGCAAAAACAAUGGCGGUAAAGGUGGUGUGGUGGCCAACAUCGCCUCCAUAUUGGGUCUUCAAUCCCUCUCAGGAUGUCCCGUAUACGUCGGAACAAAACACUUUGUUCUCGGCAUGACCCGGUCCUUUGGAACUGACUAUUAUUGGAACUUGACUGGCAUUAAAUUCGUGACUAUGUGUCCGGGAGUGACUGAAACGCCACUGAUUUCCGAAGCUGGAAAGUUCGCCUUAAAAGGAUUCCCUAAUUUAGGAGAGGUGCUCGCUAAGGAGCUUGGAUCAUUACCAGCACAACCACCUCGGAAUGUCGCUGAAGGGAUGAUAACCAUCAUUACUAAAGGACAAAACGGAAGCGUUUGGGUCUCAGAAGGAAAUGAACCUAUUUAUGAGGUGGAAAUUCCCGACAGAUUAACUUUACGUAAAAAGUGAUGUUUUUAUAUGAUAAAUAAAACACUUUUUUAGUAUUAAAAA
Messenger RNA from Anthonomus grandis grandis, 992 nucleotides. RefSeq names its product 15-hydroxyprostaglandin dehydrogenase [NAD(+)]-like. The transcript has 5 exons. Lineage: Eukaryota; Metazoa; Arthropoda; Insecta; Coleoptera; Curculionidae. Gene Ontology annotation, cellular component: cytoplasm. The record is from RefSeq and is a predicted model, not a curated record. The coding region runs from base 153 to 950 and encodes 265 amino acids. Gene Ontology annotation, molecular function: oxidoreductase activity, acting on the CH-OH group of donors, NAD or NADP as acceptor.